CAUUACCCCGAUCCAAACUUGCCCUUCUCUCUCAUAGCUAGUUUACUAUAAAGGUUAACGGCACACCCAUUGAGAAGUCAAGCAAGACAAUAUCCGCGUGUGAGCUGCAUUUUAUAUAUCAGAUAUUAUUCAAGCUCAUCACAUUAACUACCAAUUGCUACCUUCUCUUCUUCUCUUUCAAUUUAAAGGGCUCUGUAAUCUCAGUUUAUUUCAUAUAAUUUUAAAACCCAUCACCCAGAUAGAAAAACCCACCAUGGCUUCUUCUCGAGAGCCUUGGUUAAUGUUGAGGUUUCUGUUGCUUUUAGUUCUCGCUGUAUAUAAAACGACAGCGUUUGGAGUGGUCGUGAAGGCUGGCCAGAUAGAGCAGCAGCAACAGCUCCAGCAGGAAGGUCCACCGCAACGGCACAAAAACGCAUACGCGACGAUGAUGUACAUGGGGACACCAAGAGACUACGAGUUCUACGUUGCUAUACGGGUCAUGCUCAGAUCUCUCGCUAAAUUACAAGUGGACGCUGAUCUCGUCGUCAUUGCCUCCCACGAUGUUCCUCACCGUUGGGUUCAUACCAUGGAACAGGAAGAUGGUGCAAGGGUAAUGAGAGUGGAAAAUGUGAACAAUCCGUAUAAGAACCAACCCAAUUUUGAUAGGAGAUUUCUAUUAACAUUGAACAAACUCUAUGUAUGGAAAUUGGUGGAAUAUGAGAGGGUGGUCAUGCUUGAUGCUGACAAUCUUUUCCUCAGAAAACCUGAUGAGUUGUUCCAAUGUGGACAAUUCUGUGCAGUCUUCAUCAACCCCUGUAUAUUCCAUACCGGCCUCUUUGUGUUACAGCCAUCCAUGGAAGUGUUUAACGACAUGCUUCAUCAGUUGGAAAUUGGGAAACAUAACCCUGAUGGUGCAGACCAAGGUUUUAUUAGUAGCUACUUUCCUGACUUGCUUGAUAUGCCAAUGUUCCAUCCACCUCUAAAUGGCACCACAGUCAACGGGUCUUAUAGACUUCCUUUAGGCUACCAAAUGGAGGCCACUUAUUACUAUCUUAGACUCCGCUGGAAUGUACCCUGUGGGCCUAACAGCGUGAUUACUUUCCCUGGUGCUCUGUGGUUGAAACCAUGGUAUUGGUGGUCAUGGCCUGUUUUGCCAUUGGGCAUUCAAUGGCAUGAACAACGUCGUCAAAAUAUGGGAUACGGAGCGGAGACGACCAUGGCACUCAUUCAGUGCAUAGUUUUCGUAGGAAUAAUAGCAGUAACACGACUAGCGCGGCCAAAUAUCUCCAAGCUUUGCUAUCGGCGAACAGAAAAGAACAUCUCCGCUAUACAAGCCGGUCUUAAAAUGUUAGCAAUAUGGUCGAUUCUUGCAGCCUAUAUACUCCCCAUCAUCAUCAUUCCUUGCACAAUCCAUCCAUUAUUAGGCUGGGGAUUGUACUUGCUCGGUUCGUUUGCGCUUUGCACUAUAGCGAUCAAUGCAUUUAUGCUGCCGACGUUACCAGUUUUGACUCCAUGUCUAGGGAUAUUUGGGGUCCUUUUGGUCAUGGCAUUUCCUUUAUACUCGAAUGGCAUUAUUAGAGCAUUAUCUAUUUUUGGCUACGCAUUCUGUGCUGCACCUUUUCUCUGGGUAUCAGUGGUUAAGAUCAUGGCAAGCCUUCAAGCAUCCCUUGAAAGGGAAAAUUUCUUCCCUAGAUUGGGUGAAUCUUCGCCGCCUUCUGGAUUCAACAAGUUGUAUUAGUGGCUUAAUGGUUCAAAUCGUUGUGAUUUCAUCGCGGGGACUUGAAAACAUCAUAUGAUUCCAGACAGAUUUAAAGAUGGUUGUUCAUGUGGGAAGAAAAGAUAAAUGGGGAAGUUUGAUUUUGCAUAAAGCUUCCUCUGCCUGUGCACUGUCUCAUUGUAAACCUUUCAACACUUCUGAUUGGCUGGCUAUUACUGUUAGAGGAAAAGGCGGCCAUUGUAGACGUAUAAAGAUUGUUUGAUUUGGAUUCUUAACUUGUCAGUACCUUUCAUUUCUUAAA
This is a messenger RNA of Populus trichocarpa (black cottonwood), 1997 nucleotides long. Its product is annotated as putative glucuronosyltransferase PGSIP8. The record is from RefSeq and is a predicted model, not a curated record. The transcript is spliced from 5 exons. Bases 254 to 1717 code for a protein of 487 amino acids. Gene Ontology annotation, molecular function: glycosyltransferase activity. NCBI's taxonomy places the organism in Eukaryota, Viridiplantae, Streptophyta, Magnoliopsida, Malpighiales, Salicaceae.